AAAAAAAAAAAAACCUUUUCUUAAAUCAGGCGGUGAAGAGGUUCCAUUUCUCCAUCUGAGUCCAUCCUUUAUAAACCCUGAGGAUGCCCAUUUUAAGCAACUAGAUUCUUCUUCUAUCGUCUCUCUCGUCUCAAUCGCUGCAAGCGUUCGUCUGGUAGGAUAAUCAACUACAAUGGCAUCAAGGAUGGCUGCAAGGUUUGUGCCUCGGAGGUUUUCAAGCAGUGGAAAAAUUCUCAGUGAGGAGGAAAAAGCUGCAGAGAAUGUUUACAUCAAGAAAAUCGAGCAAGAGAAGCUGGAGAAGCUUGCACGUAAAGGCCUUAAACCAGAAGAGAAGCCAGCUGGAAGCUCAGGGGGGCCAGUCUCUGAUGCCAAACCUAGUGCCUCUUCCUCUGGAGCAUCAACAGCCAAGGUAUCGACUGACAAGUACUGGAAUUAUGCUGUUGUAGCUGGUGUUAUGACUGCUGCUGCUUCUCUCGGUUGGUAUCUCAAAGCUAGUCGAAAGAAGGAAGAAGUGCAGGACUGAGAUUGACAUGAUUUGAUAUGGACUAUCGAAGCUUCAGUUGUUAUAACUAGUUCUGGUAGAGCACAGGAAUAAUACAAGCUGUGAACCUUCUCUGUUUGUGUUCCGGAUGUAUACUGUUUUGAGGUCCGCAAUAUCCUCAUGACCUUUUCUGUUUCGGGAAAUAUAUGCGUAAAUGAUAGGUGUUUAGCACUUGGGUUUCCAGUGCGAUUGCUUUUCCAUUA
Messenger RNA from Pyrus x bretschneideri (Chinese white pear), 744 nucleotides. RefSeq lists its product as uncharacterized. NCBI's taxonomy places the organism in Eukaryota, Viridiplantae, Streptophyta, Magnoliopsida, Rosales, Rosaceae. The transcript has 4 exons. The coding region runs from base 173 to 523 and encodes 116 amino acids. The record is from RefSeq and is a predicted model, not a curated record.